AUGGAUGGAGACGAAGAGACGAUCAACAUACAGAUCUACGUGCCUGAGAUUCAAGUUCGGAAAUGUCUGACCGUCAGCCUCGACGACUUCGUGUGGGAUGUGAAACGAAAAUUGCUUGCCACUUUACCUCAGGGCAUCACAAAUGAUGUUGCAGAUCCAGCGUUCUUUGAGCGAGACAAGGCACUCCCGCAGGCCUUCAACUACGGGCUUUUUCUGCCACCAUGCGAUGGUCGAGCCGGCAAAUUCCUUCUUGAAGACCGUGUCGUCCGCGACUAUCCCUUCCAUGACUGCGUUCCUUACUUAGAGCUCAAGUACAAAAAACGGGUCUACAAAAUGCUGAACCUCGACGAGAAGCAUUUGAAGAGCAUGCAUAGUAAGGCAACGCUCAAGAAGUUUAUGGACUAUGUGCAGUCGAAAAACGCAGAGAAAGUGGAAAAGCUUUGCGCGCAGGGACUCGAUGCGAACUUCCACGAUGCACAGGGUGAGACUCCAUUGACGUUAGCGGCCGGAGUACCGUCGAAUCGAGCAGUGCUCGUCGCUCUCGUGGGAGGUGGCGCACACAUCGAUUUUCGCAAUUCUGAGGGUCAAACAGCAAUGCACAAGGCAGCGUUCCUGUCAUCCUGUGAAAACGUUAAAGCACUUUUGGAGUUGGGGGCAUCACCCAACUACCGCGACCCCAUCGGACUCACACCCCUCUACUACAACAUGCUUACCACGGAUUCAAAUGAUCAGGUGGCUGAGAUGUUGCUGAAGGAGGCCUCGGAUCUGGGCGUGACGGAUAUGCAUGGAAAUCAUGAGAUACACCAGGCUUGCAAAAACGGUUUGGCUAAACACAUUGAGCAUCUUCUCUUUUAUGGCGCUGUCGUUGAUGCGGAAAAUGUGAACGGCAACACUCCCCUACACGUCUGCUCUGUCAACAAUCGGCCUGAUUGCGCACGAGUUCUUCUAUUUCGUGGCGCAAAUCAUCUGGCUGUGAACAAGCAAGGGCAGACAGCUUUGCACGUCGCCCACAUUGUCGGUACGACGGCUGUAGCCGAAGUCAUUGCUUCACAUAAUCCGUCUGCUAGCGUGCCCUAUCGUGGGACCCCGCAAUAUUCGACCCGGAGACGUCUUACCUCCAGUCUAUCCAAACGUCGAUCACUCAGCCAAUCAUCGAUUUACAGUCAAGACAUCUACGGUACUCCACAGUCACAGAGGAGCAAACCGCCUCAGCCUGCGCCCUCACCGACACCGUCACGCAUAAGUCGCUCCACCGUCACUCCGUCAGAAUACGGCACGAUGCGUCGAUUUACGCCUGCUAUGGCUCCGGGACAUGAAGCGAACGUGCCUCGCAUCCUCGUGAUUCCUAGGGGACCUAAAGGAUUUGGUUUCAUUCUCAGAGGGGCGAAACAUGUGGCGUCUCCAAUGGAUUUCGAGCCUUCGCCGUUAUCACCUGCUCUCCAGUUCUUCGAAGGAGUGGACAUGUCCGGAAUGGCCAUGAGGGCAGGAUUGAGACCAGGUGAUUAUCUGUUGGAGAUUGAUGGCAUUGAUGUGAGGUGUGCGAGUCACGAGCAAGUAGUACAUCUGAUUCAACAAGCCGGUGUUACCAUAACCCUCAAGGUGAUCACUGUAGACCCGUCUUCGCUGUCUAUGGCUGCUACUGCAACGGUGUCCAGACCUCGAUCAGGAGGGAACGAAGAGUACUACUCCCCCGCACAACUGCGCUCCAAUUACGCAGAAACCCAUUGCGCAUCAGUAAAACAAAGGCACGGAGGAGGUCGACGAAUCUCGGCAGCUGAACUGGAAAGUCUAAUGAUACGGCAAGGGGAGCGUCACACUUACCAACCUAUACCUUAUGACCAGGAAUCCAUUUCAUCGCAGACCCCGAAGAAAUACAAUUCCGUUUCGGAUAUGAAGAGAAGAAAACAGCGAACGGCACCGUCGCCUCAAGGUCUUCAACGAUCAUAUGAUUAUCAGACGUAUUCGAGUUCCCCAGACAUCCCUCAUAUGAACUCGUUUGAGCUCGCCGAAGACGAAACUUCUUCAACAACGUCUCAAAGCGAUGAUCGACUUGGGUAUGGGAAUUCCCAAAGUGCUGGUUACUUCCAGUCAGGAAGCGACUAUUCCAGACCGUACCGUCCCGCUUUUCGACCAAAAACACCACCUCCACCACCUCCACCUCCCCCUCCUCAAUCGUCCAUACCACAAAAUUCAAGUCCACAACGGUUAGUUUGUACGAGCUCAAACAUUGUACCUCCUCCUCCGCCACCUCCACCUCCGAAUCUGUUGAAGAUUCAAACUUCAUCCACUUCAUCCACUUCAUCCACAGGGGUUACAAAGGCUGGCAUAUCAGUGGAAGCCCUCCGCUCGGUAUCUUUAAAGAAAGCGGAGCCGGAGGAGAAGAAGCCCUCGAUACAGGUUGGCUUAUCGACGAAUGGAUCAGCUGAUUUCCAAGCUGACUUGAGGAAUGCCCUGGCAAAGCGGAGGAGCAAGGUAGCUCUUGAGCAGGACGAAGAAGAAAAAAGCGAUGUUGAUGGUCGGUUUGGCGGCUUGUCUCUUCGAGAGACAGUGAGAGAAAACGUUCCGACGAAAGACGUCAAGCAACAUUCGCCGCCAGGAAUAGCGAACAAAAAAGACAGCGGGUAUACAUCUUCGAGAACCUCUUUGGAGCCGUCAGAAUACGGCGAGGAGCGCACCGAAGUGAAUGCCCAUCGACCACACUUUACCGUCGAUACUUCCACCUCGCGGCACAACGUGACCAUCAUCAGUCAGAACAUUGAGGACAAUUACGGUGCUCGGAAGAACAUUGAUAACAUGUCAGUGUCAUCUACACUGAGUACGCUGUCGGGCUGUUCUUCCGAGUCCCGUCCCACUACGCUGAUACCAGUGGUACCUCCGGUCGACUACGACGAUCCAGAUUCUGGUACCGGUGGUUCUGAUAGUGACAUGCAAAGGCUCGACGAGUAUAUGUCCGCAUUCCAAGCACGUCGAGUAGACGGUAGGGCGCUUAUGAAUUGCGAUCGUACAGCUUUUACGCAGUUAGGCGUUACUCGAAUCGCUCAUCGUCAGAAGAUGGAGGCAUCGCUUCGACGGUAUAUGGGCAAUAUGUAA
Haemonchus placei is the source of this 3090-nucleotide messenger RNA. Lineage: Eukaryota; Metazoa; Nematoda; Chromadorea; Rhabditida; Trichostrongylidae. The record is from the annotation of a GenBank genome assembly.